AUGGGCCAGCAGACGAGUACCGUUGCCCUGGUAUCGACGGUGGAGCAGUCUCCCCCCACCGUUCGCGACGAGCUCAUACAACACGCUCUCCUGAGCUUUUCGGCGUUAGACCUCAAAGUGGUGGCGGAGAAGUUAGGCCAGCUGGCGGUGGAUCCCGCCCACCAAUUGACUGCUAAGGAAUUGGGGACGUUGUUUCAGAUUGACUGGAGCGUAUGUGAAGGUUCUGAGGUUGGCGAAGCGCUUACGGAGGUGUUUUCGUCGUUCCGUUAUAUGGGUCAGUUGCUGUCGUCAAAUUCACUCACCGUGGGCCAAUUGUUGGCGACAAUGGCAAUUUAUAUGAAACACGUUAUCAAAGUCGAUGCCAACGAUAUGUUCUUUUAUGGAUUGGCGCUGGAUACUGACAAUUUGCCUCCUAAAGAGCCUGAACCUGAACAACUGGAAAAGCUGGAAAAAGCCAUUGCCGAGCCAGAAAAGCUGGCACAGACUUCUAAGGAGGCAGAAGAGUUACAGCCAGUACUGGAAAAGCUGGUGGAGUCCACUCACGAGGAAUCACUGCCGUUAUCGUCGUCAACAAUCUCAGUCCCUACUUUACCCCACGAAGACUCAUCUGACGCCGAGAUUACCAUUGACUGGAAAACAUUUACGUUACCCUUAGGUGAAUCAUUACCACCACAAUUACCUCGAGGGCAAUUUAUCCGCCUCCUUACGUUACUUCUCAUCGUUGAUUUCGCUCGUGUCAAUAAUGCUACCAACGCUCAAUUAUACCGAUGGUUUGAAAGAUGGCCUGAAUUGAAAACUGAGGCAUUGUCGUUAGCAAACUACUUCACCCCUGAUGCCAAAGACAUACUGAUUGACGACUACCGGCGUGGGGUUCACCGUCUCUCGGGGAUGAUCACCGAUAACUUGGUGUUCUUAUUCAAGCGAGUACUCAACUUCCGUGAGCCUGGAGCUCAAUCCAAACUGAAACUGAAACCAGAGGCAUCAUCAGCAUCAUCGCCGUCGUCGCCGUCAUCGCCUGCUGGACCAGGGAGACGGGUGGCUGACCGUAAUAAGACGACCCAAUUUGCCGAGCUGAGACUUUUGACGCUCCCGUUGUUGAUGUAUCUGUCAUUCACGCUCAACCGUUUAACUUCGGUGUCGUUGAGCUUGGACAAUAUGUUCAAGCUUUAUGGAGCCGAUGCUGGUUUUUCCAUUCGCUCGUUGGAGCUGAGAAUCUUCAAAUGGCAAGCGCCCACGGUGGUACUUAUCAAGGGGAAACGUGUAAAGAAAACCACGCCUCGCUAUACUAAGUUCACCGAUGAGUACCCUCGGUUUUUCCCGCUGGACGAUCCCCAGGCCCAUUUGGCGGAUUUCCAAACCCCGAGCGAUCGCCUCACUUACGCCGCAGUGGUGCACGAGCCGUGGAAGCACUCAAACAAGCAAAACUUUGGCGACAAGCUCAACCUGCUCGUGGAGAUGCUGCCUCGGUUUGACGUGUUUCCUGGCUCGGCUGCUGAAGCGAUCUACUUCAACAAUGUCGGGAUGGGGCUCGGGUUCGGCGCCCACCAGCCAGUUAAUAAGCACGGGGUACGUCGGUUUAACCCGGGCGACGUGUCGUUGGUGGUAGAGGCGAACUUGGAGUACGCCGUGUUCCGCCAUUUGACUACGCCCACUACCGCAGGGCUGUUCUUCUCGCAGUCAGAAGUGGUGGACGUCGACUACGAAGACCGCAUGGUGAUCACAGAUAUCGAGGUGUGGGGGGUGGGGUCUACGACCACCUUGGACGAGCAGCGGAAACAGUGGGAGUGGGAGGAGAAGAUGGCGGAGCAGCGCAAGAACGUCAACGUGCGCAGCAUGGGCGAGGAGCGGGCGUUCUUGGAGAUGGCGGGCAUCAUCCAGCCGGCGAGCGGCGGCGGCUCCGUGUAG
Messenger RNA from Diutina rugosa, 1905 nucleotides. Its product is annotated as TLD domain-containing protein. The transcript has a single exon. Lineage: Eukaryota; Fungi; Ascomycota; Pichiomycetes; Serinales; Debaryomycetaceae. The coding region runs from base 1 to 1905 and encodes 634 amino acids. The record is from RefSeq and is a predicted model, not a curated record.